Messenger RNA from Epinephelus lanceolatus (giant grouper), 3852 nucleotides. RefSeq names its product muscular LMNA-interacting protein (gene mlip). NCBI's taxonomy places the organism in Eukaryota, Metazoa, Chordata, Actinopteri, Perciformes, Serranidae. The record is from RefSeq and is a predicted model, not a curated record.
UUGAACUUUGCGAGGCGGGCUGAAAAGUGUGCAUCUUGCUUCCCGUAUCCGCUUUGAUCAACAAUUUAAGUGCUGAGAGAAGUUUUCCUGAAGCACGGACAUGAGCAGCACUACUUGUGGAUGGAGAGGCAUUUGAAGCAGAAAUGGACGGUCUGAUUAAGAGUCUGGGGAAGAUUUCAAUAGGAGUGCCAUCUAAGCCCUCUAUUUUCACAUUUGUGCCAGUGGUGCAGAAAUUACCAAUUGAAAGCAUUGUUACGGAGGAGGAGAGAUCUGGAGCUCUGAAAGGAAAACCAAAUAAGAACUUAUCUGCGUCCCAUGAGAAGACAACCGGGGAGACCAUGUCAGAGAAGGAGAUUUUCAAAGCGGAGAAAGUCUUUAUCAAAGACCCUGUGGAGGGAGGAGCAGGAAACGCAACCCAGCCAGGGACAAAGCGUCACCCUUCACUGGAUCACGUGAGCCUCUCUCACACCAAAGCGUCUCCCUCAGUCAGUGUUCAGUCUGAAAAUACCCCCAACCACGUCGCUGCCGGCACGGCCUCUAUGGAAACAGCUGUUGAUAAACACAGGGGCAUUUCCCAGCGGCAGUGUCACGAUACCUCUGGACUUACUGAGGUUAGCUCGGGUUACUUUGUAAAUAGGGCGUCUGUGUCAGAAGACAGAAUAAGCCCCACAAACUCGGCAGACCUGUUCCCCACCCCGGCAUCAUCCAGAGAGUCCAUCCUCUCAGAGGGCUCGGACAGAGAGAAGGGCUGGUCAGCUGUGCAGCUUUGCUCUGUCACCUCUCCCACUUCUCUCAGCCGCACUGUCUCUCCCUGCUCAUCAGUCCGCUCUGGCGUCUUCUCUCCCUCUGUCGUCCAGAUCAAGAGGCACUUUCUGGCUCCUGGCUCUAGUCUAGUUCAAACCCCUUGUUUCUCAUCCUGUGAGAGCCUGUCCUCCUCUGGCUGUCCCCAGUCCCCUCCUCCUCCUACCCGGCACCGGCCUCCUCUCACCCGACUCUCACUCCUCACUGCCAUCUUGAGAAAAGGCCGUCUCCCUGUCCUGUCUGCUGCUGUGCAGAGGCCUUACACCCCCUGCUGGCCUGUUAGCCCCGUGACCCUGUCCUUCUGUAACGCAUGCUCAGCAGCCUCCAGUGUGGCCUCCAUCCCCCUCGAGUUUUCCUCCCAGUUCUCCUCAUCAGCAUCUAUAGAUAGUCAGAGCCACAUUUACAGGGAGCCUCAUAAAUACGUCACAUCUCCUCCACCUGUGCAGUCGAACAAGCUCAGCAGUAGAAGCCCACAAACUCAAGUGCAAAGCUGCUCGGAGCAAAUUAGCUCAGGCAAUGUGCCUAGAUGGGAGCAGGUUAUUUCACCCUUGGCAAGGAAGAGCAGCACACUCCCCCGAGCUCCACCUCUAUUCUGCUCAAACUUCAAUUCUGUUUCUCCAUUAAAACAUGAAGUAAUAGACUGUUGUGCAACUUCCAAGAAGCUGCAACACACACACAUGUCCACCUCCAAGUCCCCUGAGUUGAAGCCCAUCAACACUGGCAUACACCUCAAGGGCCCUGCAGAUAACAACCAUAAAAAACUCAUCUCCUCGUCCCCCAAAGUUACUAAUGAGCAAGAAACCUCCAUGCCCCAGAAAUGGGGUCGCCCAGAAAAUUCAUCUCUCUCAAGGCUUCAAUUGCUUUCUCAGCAACUGAGAUCUCCACCUGUCUGCCCUCCUCGGCUUCAGCCUUCUCAGUCACACUUACCGGGUGUCACAAUCAUGCGUAACACAGCAUCACCACCUGUACAAAACACCACAGAGAGGUGUGAGUCAGGGAGGAGCUGUCCUGAUUCCAAAAGUGCCACAACAUCAGCUCACAUAGCUCACUGUCUGUCUCCUUCCCGCUACACACCCAUUGCUUUUCCCGGAUGGCCGUCGCCCACCAGCUCCCCCACACCUACGCCCUCUCCUGCUCCACCAAUCAGAGACUUCACCCCGUCCCCUUCUCUCUCCAUGCGCUCCACGCCCUCCCCAAGGCCGGGGAGUGGAAUAUCAGACUGCAGUGACAGGGAGGGUAAAAAAAGAAAGACACACAAGAUUAAGUCAAGCUACAAAUCGCUCGCUGCAAUUCCCACAAACACCCUCCUGUUGGACCAGCAGGCAAUAGACGAGCAGGUAGAGAGGGAAGAGAGUCCAUGUGACAGGUUGGAAAGAGGUGAUACGUUGGACAGAAGUGUUGCAGACACCCACGCUGAGAUGUGCUCGCCCGCUGAGCUCCGGCAGCAGUCAGAGGAACUUUAUGCAGUUAUUGAUGAGAUAUUGGCAAAUUCCAUUCCAGAAAGCAAAACAUCCCGCUCACAGCAGUCCGACAGGUCAUCGACCAAUGCUGGUCUACAGCAGGACUCGUCAUUUACAAAAUCCUUGGGACGUGAAACCAAAUAUGCAUCUGUAUGCAGCUUGCACCCAUCUACCGGUGUGGAAAGGAAGCUUAUGAAUCCUAAAAAGACAAAGCCCGGGGUUAUUCGCCCCAUGACGGCCAUUCCAAGGCUGACAGUUGAGGACAAGGAAGAAUUUCAUUCUAACCCAUUUAGACAGGUUGUCGUCAAGCAGACUGACAGUAGAAAGGUGGAAAGCAAGAGUCUCGAAGAUGUCGGCAAGGAUUUUUACAGUUCAAAAGGCCAAGCACGGAGAGAAGAGAAGAAGCCUGAAAGACGAGGUCCAUUCACAGUAUGUGACCUUCAGAUAACAGAACCUGGAGACCAGACGAGUCCCACAGUGAAAGAUGCCUCAACAUGUUUCGGUCCAACGCAGCGGCGGAGGGAAGCUUUUGAGACUCAUAUUUAAAACAUUUACCCUCAACCCUCUUUUGUUUUUUAUUAAAACAAUUAUCUGCUAAGGCACAAUCAGCACUAAACACCACUACACAGUUAAAGAAGCAAUGACAAGUUAAUUGCACCUUGCCUGAAUUAGUGAAUGAGUUUAUAACCAAAUGUGCAACAGUUAACAGCAGCUGACAACAAAGGUUCGAUAAGCCUUACAGAAAUAAUAAAAAUGGAAGCAACAGAUAGUUCCCCAUUCCCACAGUUACUGCUGCUGCGCCUGUCAAACUGUCCAUUUUCUUGCGGCACUUUCACAGUUUGCAGUGAUAAAAGGUGGCAGAUUUACCACUUUAAAUUCUUUGUGAUUUUUUAAACUAUGGGGGCUUUGUUUCAGACAGAAGACACUGCUUCAACAUGUAGAGAAAUCCAACGUUUGACAGCCCUGCUGUGCCUUACUGCUUCUAAACUAUGUUUGGAAAGUUGUUUUUUGGGGGAUGGGUUUAGUGAACAGGGAAUUGGUGCAAAACAUCAAACAGUGAAGAAAGAGAGUUUAGCUGUGCAGGAUUUUCCUAAAGAUAAAGCAAACAACUGAGCGAACAUCAGGUUGUUUCAGUUGCUCUCAGUGAAGAUGUCCUAACCAGCUCGUGUGUCAGUGAUUAGGCUAAGUGACAUUUUGCUUGUUUGAAAAACUUCUCAGCCUGGUACUACUUUGGCAAAACUUUGCACACCUGCUUACAGCCAGGCUGCACUGCCUGCUUGAGCAGUGCGUGACAAAUACCUUGCCGAACUGCUGCAGCUUGCAGUAUGCGAUGUUCACACAGACAGGGUUGCUGCUGCAGUGCUGCCCAGUCUUGGUGGCUGAAAAAUGAAGCCAAUAUGGAAGUGCCAAAAACUGCAGUUCUUUGAAUGGCCACUUGAGGCUAGCUCCAGAAGCCAGUUAGUCCCUGUAGACCUCCGUGUUAAAAUGCCCAACUUUACAGCAGGAAUAAACAUGUUUACAGCCAGAUACAAAAAACAGUUUUGGUCUCUAUAACUAAUGAUUCCCUUUAUGACAACUGUACAGGGGAUGG